Messenger RNA from Colletotrichum orchidophilum, 1281 nucleotides. RefSeq lists its product as uncharacterized. The transcript is spliced from 4 exons. Lineage: Eukaryota; Fungi; Ascomycota; Sordariomycetes; Glomerellales; Glomerellaceae. Bases 1 to 1281 code for a protein of 426 amino acids. The record is from RefSeq and is a predicted model, not a curated record.
AUGGAACUCAGCAAAAAUGAGGGCAAACCAAACACCGAAGAAGAAGAAAAGAGAUGGCAAAGCCACGCUCUGUUCAAGAGAGUCUCCGAGAACUGCCUCAUCAACCAACAACAAUCACGAGAUCCAUCAAGAGAUAGCGAACUGCGGCGCUAUCUUGAUGUUUUGCAGGAAGCUAUGCCAAAGCUCCCAGACGACGGUCUCCUUCCUAGUUCCGAGGAGCGUCGACUGCCGAUGGGUAGUUGGCUUCGUCCUCGACUAUCACGCCCGGUCAUCAUUCCUCAAGGGCAAUUCAGAACAUCGACAAGAGAGUUUUGCCAAACAUAUGCCCCAGUCUUGAGAGAUUGUGGCAUUGAAAAGAAGGAAUUCCUUGGAUUCAUAGACGAUCUGAACCGAGUAACCGAGCCCUCCACUAGGGACCAUGCCAUCAACAUUGGCGGCUUCGCCAGCGCGGCGGCCCUCACCACGCAGGAUCCCAUGCUAAUCUCGAUGGCAUAUAGCCCGGGCUUCCAUUCUACCGGGCUUUCAUCGAGACACAGUACAACCAACGACCUAUUGGAAAAGGCAAACAUUGAGCUUUUCCGUCCACGAGGGCUCGUUUGUUUUCUUGUUAUUUGCCACCGGAAAGCGCCAGAGGAGAGCAAAAGAUUAUUUCAGAAAGUACCCAGGUCAUCAAAAACCAGCUUGGAUCAAAGCCAGGAGGAGAAACGAAGAAUGCAACCGAAGAUGGUGGAGAGGGUGGGGGAUGUGGACGGGACCGACUUUUCACAACUCGGAUUCUACACCGGCAACGACUCAUACCUGGAGUUGAGCAACAAUCCGCGUCCUCGAAAGAGAUCAUAUCGAACAAGAAAAAACGGCACCCAAAUCGAUGAACAUCGGGGAAACCGGCCAAUUUUCCCAGCGGCGAGAGCGUACUACAAAGGAGACAAAGGCUUCGAAGAGGCCCGAAAGCGACGGUCCACGUCGAGAUACGCAAAAUCAAGGCAUCUAGCAGGCACAAAAUACAACACAAUACUUUUCGUUGGAGUUGGAAGGCUGCCCGCGGCGAACUCUGCGGACGAGACCGACGAAAAGAUAUUUCCGUCGCGAGGACCACCUGCGGACCCAGAGACAGAGUCCAUCAGUAAAACUUUACACCGUCGAGUCCCCGGUAACGGAAAGACUGUGGAUCCGGAUGCAAUGUUUCUCAUGAUUCCAGAUAUCAAUAUUUACUCGAGGAAUUUCUACACGAUGGUCACAGCUUCCAAUCUUGUUGAAGAGAUCCGAGGUCAUACCUCAUAG